Messenger RNA from Medicago truncatula (barrel medic), 937 nucleotides. RefSeq lists its product as uncharacterized. The transcript is spliced from 2 exons. NCBI's taxonomy places the organism in Eukaryota, Viridiplantae, Streptophyta, Magnoliopsida, Fabales, Fabaceae. The record is from RefSeq and is a predicted model, not a curated record. The coding region runs from base 99 to 782 and encodes 227 amino acids.
AAUAAAUUAAAAAUGUAUUUUUUGAUUCAUUUAUUUUAUAUAGUAUUUUUUUCUUAUAUUUAAUUUUUUAAUUGUCUUUCUUUAUGUAGUUGAAAUGGAUGAUGAACAUGUUUUUCAUUAUCUUCUUUUAUGGAGGAUGUAUAUCCAUAUUUUGGCAAUAUAUGCUGCUAGUUUUUUUUUUCUUGAAUUUCAUUUUGAGGGAUGAAUAUGAGAGAAGAUCUUUGAAUGAAAAAGCUUUAACUAGAUAUGAGUCAAGGAGGGAUAUUUUGGACUCUAUCAUCAGUGCAAGUGAUUCUCAUUGCAUAUGGGAACUAAGAAUGUGUAGAAAUACAUUUGCAUAUCUUUGUGAGGUUUUAAGGGUACGAAGAGGAUUAGUGAAACUUAGACAAGUGACAGUUGAAGAGCAAGUUGCUGUAUUUUUAAAUGUACUCGCUCAUCACACAAAAAAUAGAAGUAUUCAAGUUAGAUUAUCUAGAUCAGGACAAACGAUAAGCAAAUACUGUCAUAGAGUGUUGGCUGCAGUUUUGAAGUUACGUAAUGAUUUACUUGCCAAACCUGAACCAGUACCUCAAGACUGCACUGAUGAAAGAUGGAAGUGGUUUAAGGGAUGCUUAGGGGCUUUAGAUGGAACUUAUAUAGCAGUUACACCAAGUGCUUCUGACAGACCUAGAUAUCGUACGAGGAAAGAUGGAACUUAUAUAGCAGUUACACCUAGGGGUGGCAAAAAUACCCAUGCCCAUGGGUACCCGCGGGUAAAAUCCAUCACGGGCACGGACGGGUAGCUAAACGGGUAUCCAUGGGUAUAAUUAACGGGUAUUUGACUAUCCAUUAUUAUAUGAAUACGGACACGGAUUUGAUGGUACCAAUACCCACGGGUACCCAUACCCAAUAAUAAAUUAACUUAAUUACUAAAAUAUCCUUAUAUAUCUUAUUAUUA